Messenger RNA from Cherax quadricarinatus, 4120 nucleotides. RefSeq names its product F-box only protein 9. Gene Ontology annotation, cellular component: cytoplasm; SCF ubiquitin ligase complex. The record is from RefSeq and is a predicted model, not a curated record. Gene Ontology annotation, molecular function: protein binding. Gene Ontology annotation, biological process: SCF-dependent proteasomal ubiquitin-dependent protein catabolic process. Lineage: Eukaryota; Metazoa; Arthropoda; Malacostraca; Decapoda; Parastacidae.
GAGAAUUGCUUGAGAUGUGAGACAACUGGUUCUGGAGAAGUGAAGAUGGCAGCCGUCGUAAGGUCGAGAAUAUAUUUCUCCAGUGUUGUACGUUUCUCCGACCGUGAAUCUAUCGCCUGAACACACCAGCAAGUAGAUAAAUAUGGCUGACCCCACUACUUCUGCUGGAGCUGAUGAUGAUGACAUUGCUCUAGGUGAUAUAACUGAAGACACCGAGUCUCUUCCUGUAGCCAGGCAGCAGAAUCGAGAGGCUGUACUUGCCACCUUCCGUGAGGAGUGGCAGCGUGAGUUGGUGGGAAAUCCCGCUCAGAAAGGGAUCUAUUCUUCUGUGAGGUCUCCUUCAAGAGUAGCAUCACAAGGACCCUUUCAGGGACCCCAAUGGCCCCCAGGCCCAGCAAGAGGAAGCCCCAGAGCUGUACCAAGUUCUCCCAGUCAAGGGACAGAUGCAGGGAGCAGUGGGAGUGUUAGCACUGCUACUGAAAAUGUUGGUAGUGGUGGUAGUGGUACCAAUACAGAGUGUAAUGUUGGUAGUGGUGGUGGUGGUGGUGGUAGAGUGGAAGAGGAAAUCAGACCUGAUGUAGAAUUAAAGGCAACUGAACUGUUUAACAAGGCUGUUGAACUGGAGCAGAGCGGUCAGCUGUACGAAGCCAUACAGUUCUACAGACGUGCUAUGACCCUCGUACCUGACAUAGAGUUCAGGGUACAUAGUCGCAAUGUGCUGGAAAGGACCGAGGGAUAUCGCGGUGGGACGGCAGUAGAGUGCGAAGAUACUACAACCGAGAGUGAUCUUGAUGAAGAGGAACUUCAAGACCUGGUAGCCAGGUUUCAAAUGCUCAUGACUCCUACUCAGGCAAUGUGUGUUCCACAGUUUAACCAAGAGGCUCCACAUAUAUCGUGUCUGCCUCCUGAGAUGCUGGAGCGCAUCAUGUGCUGGGUGGUUGGCAGCGAUUUAGACAUGAGGUCGUUGGAACAGGUGUCCAGGGUCUGCCAGGGCUUUUAUCUGGUGGCCAGGAACCCAGAGAUAUGGCACAAAGCCUGCCACAGGAUCUGGGGCAUCAACUGUGGCGUGUUGGGUGUGUAUGGGUCGUGGAGAGAGAUGUUUAUCCACCGACCUCACCCGCGCUACAACGGCUGUUAUAUUUCUCGCACUACUUACUUCCGUGCUGGGGAGAGCAGCUUCCAGGAUCAGAACUACCAGCCUUGGCACCUGGUCCAGUAUUACCGCUAUGUGAGAUUCUUCACAGAUGGCAUAGUCGCCAUGCUGACCACUUCAGAGGAGCCAGCCACUGUUGUGGCACAGCUGAGAAGCCGGGAGGUACGCAAUCCACAGACGCUGAUAGGGCAUUAUCGCAUCCACGGUUCCAACGUGUCGUUGAUGUUCAAGCGGCGUUCUUGCGAGAGAAUGAGCAACAGAAGGAAAGGUCGCAGACGCAUAGGAGGGACCACCGAUGUCGCAGAGACCAUCUUUCAAAUAGAGUUUGAAAUUCGGCCUGUGAAAGAGAGGCCACACUGGAUGCUGAUGUGGCGGAACUACACCAUCGUUUCCAUCUAUUAUGACGACAAGCAAAAUAUAUCGCCAAUUGAUGUCAGCGAUGCAAACAAGUUUCCGGCUUUGGCCUUUUCACGUGUCAAGAGCUAUGCAUUGUUCAGUGAGAUGCCCCUUGUGUGAGUCCCUCUGGUAUUGGUUGGAAAUAGAGUAGUUGAUGAGUGGAACAGCUUGCCUAAUAGGGUUUUUUUUUUUUUUAACACAUUGGCUGUCUCCCGCCAAAGCAGGGUGACCCCCCCCCCCUCCCAAGAAAAAAAAAACACUUUCACCAUCAUUUAUGCUAUCACUGUCUUUGCAGAGGCACGCAGAUACGAAAGUUUCGAUGUCACUCUAAACAUUAAAUAUAGCAAACCCCUCUUUUAAAGUUCAGGUGUUGUACUUCCCACCUCCAGGACUGAGUCUAGUUAUUAGUACUUCCAACCUCUAGGACUCAAGUCCAGUUAGUACUUCCAACCUCCAGGACUCAAGUCCAGUUAUUAGUACUUCCAACCUCCAGGACUGAGUCUAGUUAUUAGUACUUCCAACCUCCAGGACUCAAGUCCAGUUAUUGAAACUAAGAUGUUGGGUAGCUUCAAAUUUAGGUUAGAUAAACACUUGAGUGAGAGGGGUUGGAUUUUGGGACUUGCACAUGACUUAAUAGGGUUAUCAAAGUUUAUUGCUUCUGCAAAUAAAUUUGUUAAGUGGGUUUGGGUUUGAGAAGGACCUGCCUAGUAUGGGCCAGUGGGCCUGUUGCAGUGUUCCUCCUUUCUCAUGGUCUUAUGUAGUGUAUGUUACCCUUAACUUUCCUCUCAAAGCACUUGGUUGCACCUUCAAACUCGUCUUCUUUUAACGCACCGGCCGUAACUCACCGAGGUGGGGCGGCCCAAAAGGAAAAACAAAAGUUUCUUCUUUUACAUUUAGUAAUACAGUGGAGCCCCGCAUAACGAUAUUAUUUUAAUCCAGAAGUCUGUUUGGAUGCCGUUAUACCUGGAGUUUACCUGGAGAGAGUUCCGAGGGUCAACGCCCCCGCGGCCCGGUCUGUGACCAGGCCUCCUGGUGGAUCAGAGCCUGAUCAACCAGGCUGUUGCUGCUGGCUGCACGCAAACCAACGUACGAGCCACAGCCCGGCUGAUCAGGAACUGACUUUAGGUGCUUGUCCAGUGCCAGCUUGAAGACUGCCAGGGGUCUGUUGGUAAUCUCCCUUAUGUGUGCUGGGAGGCAGUUGAACAGUCUCAGGCCCCUGACACUUAUUGUAUGGUCCCUUAACGUGCUAGUGACACCCCUGCUUUUCAUUGGGGGGAUAUUGCAUCGUCUGCCAAGUCUUUUGCUUUCGUAGUGAGUGAUUUUCGUGUGCAAGUUCAGUACUAGUCCCUCUAGGAUUUUCCAGGUGUAUAUAAUCAUGUAUCUCUCCCGCCUGCGUUCCAGGGAAUACAGGUUUAGGAACCUCAAGCGCUCCCAGUAAUUGAGGUGUUUUAUCUCCGUUAUGCACGCCAUGAAGGUUCUCUGUACAUUUUCUAGGUCAGCAAUUUCACCUGCCUUGAAAGGUGCUGUUAGUGUGCAGCAAUAUUCCAGCCUAGAUAGAACAAGUGACCUGAAGAGUGUCAUCAUGGGCUUGGCCUCCCUAGUUUUGAAGAUUCUCAUUAUCCAUCCUGUCAUUUUUCUAGCAGAUGCGAUUGAUACAAUGUUAUGGUCCUUGAAGGUGAGAUCCUCCGACAUGAUCACUCCCAGGUCUUUGACGUUGGUGUUUCGCUCUAUUUUGUGUCCAGAAUUUGUUUUGUACUCUGAUGAAGAUUUAAUUUCCUCAUGUUUACCAUAUCUGAGUAAUUGAAAUUUCUCAUCGUUGAACUUCAUAUUGUUUUCUGCAGCCCACUGAAAGAUUCGGUUGAUGUCUGCCUGGAGCCUUGCAGUGUCUGCAAUGGAAGACACUGUCAUGCAGAUUCGGGUGUCAUCUGCAAAGGAAGACACGGUGCUGUGGCUGACAUCCUUGUCUAUGUCGGAUAUGAGGAUGAGGAACAAGAUGGGAGCGAGUACUGUGCCUUGUGGAACACAGCUUUUCACCGUAGCUGCCUCGGACUUUACUCUGUUGACGACUACUCUCUGUGUUCUGUUAGUGAGGAAAUUAUAGAUCCAUCGACCGACUUUUCCUGUUAUCCCUUUAGCACGCAUUUUGUGCGCUAUUACGCCAUGGUCACACUUGUUGAAGGCUUUUGCAAAGUCUGUAUAUAUUACAUCAGCAUUCUUUUUAUCUUCUAGUGCAUUUAGGACCUUGUCGUAGUGAUCCAAUAGUUGAGACAGACAGGAGCGACCUGUUCUAAACCCAUGUUGCCCUGGGUUGUGUAACUGAUGGGUUUCUAGAUGGGUGGUGAUCUUGCUUCUUAGGACCCUUUCAAAGAUUUUUAUGAUAUGGGAUGUUAGUGCUAUCGGUCUGUAGUUCUUUGCUGUUGCUUUACUGCCCCCUUGUGGAGUGGGGCUAUGUCUGUUGUUUUUAGUAACUGUGGGACGACCCCCGUGUCCAUGCUCCCUCUCCAUAGGAUGGAAAAGGCUCGUGAUAGGGGCUUCUUGCAGUUCUUGAUGAACACGGAGUUCCAUGAGUCU